Messenger RNA from Boleophthalmus pectinirostris (great blue-spotted mudskipper), 1855 nucleotides. RefSeq names its product hydroxysteroid (17-beta) dehydrogenase 10 (gene hsd17b10). The coding region runs from base 74 to 856 and encodes 260 amino acids. The transcript has 6 exons. Gene Ontology annotation, molecular function: estradiol 17-beta-dehydrogenase [NAD(P)+] activity. The record is from RefSeq and is a predicted model, not a curated record. Gene Ontology annotation, biological process: estrogen metabolic process; fatty acid metabolic process; androgen metabolic process. Gene Ontology annotation, cellular component: mitochondrion. NCBI's taxonomy places the organism in Eukaryota, Metazoa, Chordata, Actinopteri, Gobiiformes, Gobiidae.
GUCUCUGGUGCGCAUGUGCGCAUGUGCGUGUGUGCGCAUGUGCGUGUGCGUGACGCCGUGUUUGUGAAUAAACAUGGCGAACAUUCGGUGCGUCAAGGGCAUGGUGGGCGUGGUGAGUGGAGGAGCCUCGGGUUUGGGCAGAGCCACAGUGGAGCGUCUGAUCCAGAGUGGAGCGUCUGCUGUGAUCCUGGACCUGCCCUCGUCAGAAGGGGGCGCUCUGGCUGCGAGUCUGGGGGAGCGCUGUGCCUUUGCUCCAGCCGACGUGACCUCAGAGGCAGACGUGCGCUCUGCCGUGUCUUUGGCUCGGGAGCGUUUUGGGAGACUGGACCUGGCGGUGAACUGCGCCGGCAUCGCUGUGGCCGUGAAAACGUACAACUUUAAAAAGGACGCGCCGCACAGUUUAGAGGACUUCCAACGCGUCAUCAAUGUGAACAUCGCAGGGACCUUUAAUGUGAUCCGUCUGGCCGUGGGGGAGAUGGGGAAGAACGAGCCUGACGCAGACGGACACAGAGGCUGCAUCAUCAACACAGCCAGCGUGGCAGCUUUUGACGGACAGGUGGGGCAGGCUGCGUACUCGGCCUCUAAAGGUGGCAUCGUGGGCAUGACUCUCCCCAUCGCUCGAGACCUGGCACCCAUGGGUAUCAGAGUGGUCACUAUCGCUCCAGGCCUGUUCUCCACUCCGCUCCUGGCCAGUCUCCCAGAAAAGGUGCGUUCGUUCCUGGCUCGUCAGGUGCCCUUCCCGUCGCGCCUGGGAGACCCUGCGGAGUUCGCUCACCUCGUCUCCUCCAUCGCAGAAAACCCCAUGAUCAACGGGGAGGUGAUCCGACUGGACGGAGCCAUACGCAUGCAGCCCUGAGCGCUGAGGGAGGGCAUCUGGAGCAGGCUGCGGCCAUGAGACGUCACGCUCUACUGAAGACUGUCUCGUUUAAAUAUGCUCUAUGGAACUUUUCUGAUGCAGGAUUCAUCACCUGCUUAAAAAUAUUGUUGCUUGGCCUGGAAUGUUCCACAGUACGGUUUUAUUCCAGUUCUAUCUUGUAUGUGUUCAGUUACAGGGAGUGUCGCGAUACUCGAUACUCAGAAAUAGACUCAAUACCAAUUUUAAUCCCAUGAUGAUACUAACAAAGACAAUAGACUGUGAUUUUCAACAUGAAAUGGUAGUAUUUUCUUUUCUCUUCUCCUGUGGCCUUACAGGUUCAUCUGUGUUCUGUGAGUGGGACAGUUUCAGUGUCGACUUCUGCUCACAGGAAAAUCUUUCCAGACUAGUUUUUGUGUUGAUUAGAAUCUGAUUUUUGGCGAAGUUACCUGCUUGUCUUCAUGGAGAUUGCAAAGUUUUAUGUCAUUUUUGUCUGGAAAGUCCCACAAACAUCUCCGUGGAGGAAAAAAAAUGGAGCCUCCAUCAGGAAAGUGACAUGUUGUAGCUUUAACUCUGAGCUGGAGGUUUAGUCUUUUCACUGAAAACUCACAGAACUGUUUCUUUGUCAUAAUAUCUCCAUGGAGAUGUUACUGCUUUGUGAGGAAUGUUCCACUAUUCCACAUGUCUCUAUGCAGACUCUACUAGGCCAAGUUACACAUCAGAUCUGUGGAUCUCUGGGCAUUUGAAUAGUUGUUCUUCAAGGUAUUUUUAUGGUAAUGGUGCUAAUUUUUCAUCACUUUGAAACCAAUGAAUAUAAUGCCAUACUGUGGUAUUUUACAGGCAAAGUAAUGACAUCUCCAUGGAGACAAGAAGGUGGCUGAAAAGUGACACAGGGCACCUUUAACACCGAAUGAAUUGUUUAUCUGUGAAAUAGCAGUAACAGGAGAUAUGUAUAUUACAACAGUUAGAGCUUUUUGGAAUUUCAAUAAAAAUGUGAAUGGA